This is a messenger RNA of Exserohilum turcica Et28A, 1557 nucleotides long. RefSeq lists its product as uncharacterized. Gene Ontology annotation, cellular component: cytoplasm; mitochondrion. The record is from RefSeq and is a predicted model, not a curated record. Gene Ontology annotation, molecular function: L-kynurenine:2-oxoglutarate transaminase activity; pyridoxal phosphate binding. Lineage: Eukaryota; Fungi; Ascomycota; Dothideomycetes; Pleosporales; Pleosporaceae. Bases 9 to 1376 code for a protein of 455 amino acids. Gene Ontology annotation, biological process: biosynthetic process. The transcript has a single exon.
GUUUUGCCAUGCGAACAAGCAUCCUGACUCCGGCCCUCCGACGCAUCCGCAUCGCCACGACAACCACGACGACCCCGCACAGGGCCAUGUCUGCAACUUCACGGCGCGAGGACCCCUUCCGGCCCGCCAGGAGGGUCGCCGGCCAGCGGCAGGAUGUCUGGUCCAUUGUCAACGAAGCCGCCGCCGCCUCGCCCGUCCAGCCCAUUGUCAACAUGGGCCAGGGCUUCUUUGGCUACAACCCGCCCCAGUUUGUCCUCGAUGCCGCCAAGUCGGCCCUCGACCAGGUCGACUGCAACCAGUACUCGCCCACCAAGGGCCGCCCGCGCCUGAAGAAGGCCAUUGCCAAUGCCUAUUCGCCCUUCUUCGGCCGCGACAUUGACCCCGAGACCGAGGUGACCAUCACCACGGGCGCCAACGAGGGCAUGCUCAGUGCCUUUAUGGGCUUUCUCGAGCAGGGCGACGAGGUCAUUGUCUUUGAGCCCUUCUUCGACCAGUACAUCAGCAACAUCGAGAUGCCCGGCGGCAAGGUCGUCUACGUCCCCAUGCACCCGCCCAAGGACGGCGCCACAAAGACCACCUCGGCCGCCGAAUGGACCAUCGACAUGAAGGAGCUCGAGGCCGCCAUUACGCCCAAGACGCGCAUGAUCGUCCUCAACUCCCCGCACAACCCCAUCGGCAAGGUCUUUUCCAAGGACGAGCUGCAGGCCAUUGGCGACCUCUGCGUCAAGCACAACAUCAUCGUUCUCUCCGACGAAGUUUAUGACCGCCUGUACUAUGUUCCUUUUACCCGCAUCGCCACUCUGUCUCCUGAAAUCGCCAAACUGACCCUGACUGUUGGCUCAGGAGGCAAGAACUUUUACGCUACGGGCUGGAGAGUAGGCUGGCUCAUUGGCCCGCCACACCUCAUCAAGUAUGUCAGUGCAGCUCAUACACGCAUCUGCUACAGCAGUGUCUCCCCCUUGCAAGAAGCCACGGCCAUUGGCUUCGAGCAAGCUGACGCCCACAACUUCUGGGACGAGUCGAAGAGAGAAAUGAAGGCAAAAAUGGACAAAUUCACUGCCGUCUUUGACGAGCUCAACUUGCCCUACUCAGACCCCGAAGGCGGUUACUUUGUCCUCGUAAACAUGUCCAAGGUCAGGCUACCAGACGACUAUGAGUUUCCCCCACACGUCGCAGAGCGCCCACGGGAUUUUAAGCUCAGUUGGUUCCUGAUCAAGGAGGUUGGUGUGGCAGCCAUUCCUCCCACCGAGUUCUUUACACCAGGCAACGCCCAUAUUGUAGAGGACUGGUUACGCUUCGCAGUAUGCAAAAACGACGAUGUGCUCGAGAGAGCCAUGGACCGUCUACGCAGUCUCAAAAAAUAUAUCCAGGAAUGAGCAUUUUCAUGCGGAAACUUGGUAGACAAAAGAAUAGAUCAUGCAGCAAAACAUGCCACCUUUCUGUCUUGGAGGCGGCCAAUAGAUUUCAUCGAGUUGCUGUACUUGUUCAUUUCCAUCAUGAGUCCAAGACAACAAAGAAGUUCUGGCUUUUCAAUAAUCAUCACUCAGAUUUGCCUUU